Messenger RNA from Echinostoma caproni, 330 nucleotides. Lineage: Eukaryota; Metazoa; Platyhelminthes; Trematoda; Plagiorchiida; Echinostomatidae. The record is from the annotation of a GenBank genome assembly.
AUGGUCGUUCCGCACAGGCGUCCAUGGCCCCAAGGCAUGCAUGUGGUAAUGCGGCGCCCACCUUCAGGGGCCGUUAGUAACGCUGACAACAUCCCGGAUCCGUUCGGUUUCAGUGUCCUUACAACUUUACAUUCCAGUCUGCGAGCUGCCAUCGAGAAAUCACUAUUCGAUAGAAUUGUGGCCCAUUGUUCCACGUUAAAGUUGCAGAUUGGCAGUGACGGGCUCACAGUUGUCCUUAAUUCUCGUUUACAUCCAGGGCCCAUUCUGAGACGGAUCAACGGUCCACGAAGCGCGGUCUGCCUGGUUGAUGUUUACCACGACUAUAGCUAA